Molecule: messenger RNA, 3883 nt
Organism: Hevea brasiliensis (rubber tree)
Lineage: Eukaryota; Viridiplantae; Streptophyta; Magnoliopsida; Malpighiales; Euphorbiaceae
Product: disease resistance protein At4g27190-like
Exons: 4
Coding region: 328-3339 (1003 amino acids)
Molecular function (GO): ADP binding
Source: RefSeq, a predicted model, not a curated record
UGAUUUUCUUUCUUAUAGUGUUGAACAAUAUCCUCAGAAAAUGCCUAUAUUCUGAUCGAAAUUUUCCAUUUGAAUUUCGUUUAUGAUAAUAAUCAAACAGGUGAUGUGCAUUUGAAGUCUUUUAGCUCUCAAGAUUUCAUUGUGCUGAGGCCGUUUCGAAACCCGUUGGGCUUUGACUUGAUACAACUCAGGAGUUGACUUAACGACCUUGCGCUUGCGUGUGUUGUGCAAAACCCGAAAACACACGUAAAGAAAUUGCUCUUGUUUCUCGCCGAUUAGCAUCGCAAACGCCUCGCCUUGAAAGAAAGAAAAGCUCCUAUAUAAAGGAUGGGAGAAAUUGUGUGGCUGUUGAGUGCCAUUUGCACGCCAAUAACAAAUUGCGGACUGAAGAUAUGUCCCUUUAUAAAACAAGAACGAGACCAUGCUAAAAAACUGGACGAGAAUAGGAGGAGACUUAGAAGAGCAGCUGAGCGUCUCAGUGCCAGGAAAGAUGAUAUAGAGCAUGAAAUAAUGAAUAAAAGAAUCACGAAGACGACAACUCGUGAAUGGGAAGCUUGGGUUAAUGGUGUGGAAGAGAUCGGAGAAGAGGUGAAGAUUCUUGAGGCCAAAUAUAGAAAAUCCCGUAGAUUCCAUUAUAUAACGUGCGCUUUUCAGUCACGUGCAAAACUCAGCAGAGACAUGGAGACCAAGGCCGAGGAAAUCGAUUCUUUCACAAACCAAAUGAGUUCUGAUAAGGCAAUGGUUGACAGAGAACCAGUAGCGCCUGCGAGCCAUUCCUUUCGAAAGAAGGAGGAAUUGUCAUGGGUUAAGAACAACGUGGACAGGAUCUUGGAUUCCCUUGGUCAGGAGAAAAUGAAGAAAAUUGGGGUAUUCGCAUUUGCAGGGAUGGGCAAAAGUACUAUUUUUGAGAGCUUAUAUGAUAGGUCCCGCGAAAGUGGCUUGUUCCACCAUGUCAUUUUUGUAAAAGUUGAAGAGAAUGAUAGAGAGGAAAAGAUACGGCAAAGCAUUUUGGAGCAGUUGAACUUGAAACUGAAUGUGGGGGAAAUCAGAACUGCACAUCGAAUUGCACAUACAAUAUCUACUGCUCUGCACAACAGGAAGUAUUUGCUGAUGCUUGAUCAAGUUUCCGAGGAAAUUGAUCUGAAGGAAUUGGGAAUUUAUGACAGCCAUAGUGAUGGAAAAGUGGUGGUGGCUACAAGAUACAAAUCAGUUUGUGACAAUAUGAAUAUGGAUGAUUCCUGGGAACUAGAACAUAUGUCUGAAAGAGACGCAUUGGUGUUGUUCCGGCAAAUUGCAGGUGAAGCUGCAGAUUAUGAGCGCAAUAAACAUGAAGCUAAGCGGAUUGUGAAAGAGUGUGGAGGGAUGCCACUGUUGAUAAAUGCUGUAGCUACAUAUUUGAAAAGUGAAGAAAAUGACGAGGUAUGGUCAGAUUGUUUGUGGAAGUUGCAGUCAUCCACAUAUGAUGAUGAUCUCGGACCGUUUAGUGAAUCAUAUAAUGUCUUCAAACUUGUCUACGAUAGAUUAAAUGAUUACAGGAAAAAAUGCUUCUUGUACGGGGCUCUGUAUCCCCUAGAUCAUCAGAUCUAUGAGGAUCAUUUGAUAGAGUGCUGGAGGGCUGAACAGUUUAUUCCUGCUACUGAAGGGAGUAAUACUGGCCAGGUAUUUAGGAGGGCACGCCAUGAAGGGCAUGCUACAAUUAGGUGUCUCAUAAACGCAUGUUUACUGAAGAGGUGUAGGAAAGUGAAAUAUGUUACUAUUCCCUAUUUAUUCAGAAACUGGGCUUUGAAAACAGGUGAAGGGGUCUCCUCACUCGUUAUACCGAGCAAUGGUAUGGGUAUGUGUCAGGAUCCAAAAUGGAUUUCGCUCAAGUGCAAUGACUUGAGCUCUUCACUUCCAAGGGUAAGUUACCAUAUGGUAACCACCUUGUUUCUCCAAAGGAAUGAAGGUUUGGAUUUGGAACAGAUUCGGGAUCAUAUUUUUGUUCUCAAGAGUAGGCUACGCGUUCUGGACUUGGGUUAUACUGGCAUUAAAUCACUGCCAUCUUCUAUCUCCAAUUUAAUCAACCUGAAAGCACUAUAUCUUAACAAUUGUAGUGAGUUGGGUGAACUGCCUGCCAAAAUAAAAAAACUCAAGUCUAUAGAAAUCCUUGACAUUUGUCAAACUGGAAUUUCUCAUUGGCCUGAUGAAAUAGGAGAUAUGACUGGUCUUAGGUGUUUGAGAGUUUCAUUUGUCAGAAAUGUUGGUAAUCACCAUCAUAAUGAGGUCCAACCAUGGAAAAUAAUUGCAAGGCUUCCUUCUUUGGAAGAAUUAACUAUUGUUGUUGAUGAAGUUUAUCAAAACCAGUGGAAUGGCAUCUUCUUGGAUGAAAAGUGGAAUAAUGUUGCGCAGGAAAUUGCCGAGGAGGUGGCCAAGUUGAAGUUUUUAACCACACUUCAUAUCUACUUUCCAAGUGUAAAGUGCCUCGAUGCUUUCAUCAGGGAAAGUAAGUCAUGGAAUGAGAAAGACGGUCAAUGGGGAGAAAAAACCUUCAGAUCCUUUAAAAUCACAGUCGGUUCUUUCUCGAGGCAUUAUGAAAUAGACAUGAAUGAACACAAAGCUGAACGACAUUUGAAAUUUUUUGCUUACAAUGAACUUUCAGAUUUCCAUGGAUCUUUGAGCACAAUUUCAGAGGUUCUAAAGCAGGCCUGCACCUUUGAAUUGAUUGGCCAUAAAACCAUUGAAGAUUUAUCAGGAUUUGGCAUCAAUAACAUGGCAGGGUUGAAGGUAUGCGCAAUUAAGGACUGCAAUCAAAUGAAGACCAUCAUUAGUGGCAACAAUGAAGAAGAUGCUGCACUAAAAGAGUUAAAACAACUGCAUUUAAUCAAUUUAAGUAAGUUAACUAGUAUUUGUGAGGGCUUGAUGGGGGAGGAAAGUUUUGCUAGUUUGACUACUCUUAUCAUCAGUAACUGUCACGAGUUGAGUGUAAUUCUGUCAAUCAAGAUGAUUCAGCGAAUUACUCUAUUGGAGCAUUUAAGAGUGGAAAAUUGUUCAAAAACAACGGAUAUAAUUGGAGUCAGCGAGCAGGACGGGAACAAUCCAACUCCUUCACUCCCAAGGUUGAAAAGCUUGCAGCUGGUCAAUCUAUCAAUAUUGCAAAAUUUUUGUCAAAAUGUCACAUUGAAUGGGCCCUCCUUGCGAGCAAUGGAGAUUGAUCAGUGUUGGAUGCUACAAAAUUUACCUUUGAGCCUGAACAAUACAGAGAAUCUAAGACUGAUCAAAUGCCAUGAAUCUUGGUGGAAUCAGUUGAAUCUUGAACCUCAUACCAGAAGCCGAUAUCAAGCAUUCUGCCAUUUUAUUUAAAGAGUUGAGAUCAAUGUUGAAGAAAUCCCCUGACAAGUAGAGAAGAGGUUCUGAUGUUUUGUCAUGACUCAUGCUAGAAAAGAGCUGGAAAAAUAGCGGAGUUGCCUAUGAGCAUUUGAAACAAGCUCAAUUGGGUCCAGAGGUUGUUACAACACAAGGUAGCAGAUUCGUAACCCCACAGAUGAAAUUUGCACAAAAUUUUAUGUAAAGCUUAUCCGUCAGUACCAGAGAAAGGGGAGCUUCAUAUUUUAAUUUCCUUCCCAUCUUUCAAUGAUGAGGAAUACAAACCUUAUUGUAGUAGGGGUGGUGGAUGGUGAAGGGCUGAAGGCAUACCUGCAUUGCCUAGCGCAGCAGAGUGAACGAGACUGGAAUUCAUGUUAAAAUUUUAUUUGGAGUUAGAUGAAGACUCAUCUCUUAUUUAUUGUGCGGAAAAUGAUCUGUCUUUGCUAAGUAUUUUGUUGUUUCCUAUGUUUGUAACUUGUAACAAUAAAAAUUAAUUGAAUUUGAGCGCAUGAAAAAUUAAUAUUAAUAAAAUGCUUAACAA